AAAGAUGGCGAGAAGAAAGAUGGCGCCAAAUAAGAGAGAAAGAGAAGAAGAUGAGGAUUCUUCUGUUGAAGAGCAAAACAUCCGGCCUGUGUGCAAACGGCGCAGAUUGAGUUCUUCUAGCAAAACAUCUGCUAAUAAGAGGGGCGUUAGGCGCUUUGAAAAUGUGGGUCAAGCAGGCCCAUCACAAAUGAACGAGCCGCUUCUCCCAACUUGUUCAUGCUGUUCAUCUGGAAGCCGCAAAAGGCGUUAUUCAUCGAGCGAUGAUUCCUCACCCUCUGACGAGGAGAGUAGAGUGAAGCGCGCUAGGAGAAAAUAUGAAGAGCUGGGCGCGUUCGGUGUCCACAUGGCGAUUAUGCAACGGAGACAUUGGGGCAGUGUACAAAGGUCUGCCAUUCUAGAAGCUAUACAACAAGAAAGGUCAAGGCUGGAGGCUGACCUUCAGGAACCUGGUCCUUCAAACAGGAACAGAGACCAAGAACCGGACUCUCCCGAUAGGCCAGCAUCUCUUGUUGACCCGUUGGAGGAAGAAGAAAUGCCUGAGCGAGAAAAUGAAGGGCACCAUCAACAGCAGGAGUCAGAUGCUUCAGGAACAGUAGAGGAGAGUGAUGCAGGUGAUGGUGUUGAGGAUCAUUCCACUUCAUCUUCAUCCCCACCUCCUGUACCCAAAACUCGAAAACCCAGGAGCACCAGACUGGCUAUGUUGCUUGGUGACUUCUACUCCGCUAAAGUUUCUUCCAGUCAGCUUCAGGAUGAAGAGCCAAUAUCUUCUAGGCUGAGAAAAAAGCCUAGGCUAAACUACACGGAGACAAGGCUUCGUCCUAGAAGGAGGAGUUAAGUCAUUCUCAUAUUAU
Messenger RNA from Parasteatoda tepidariorum (common house spider), 851 nucleotides. RefSeq lists its product as uncharacterized. The record is from RefSeq and is a predicted model, not a curated record. Lineage: Eukaryota; Metazoa; Arthropoda; Arachnida; Araneae; Theridiidae.